Molecule: messenger RNA, 636 nt
Organism: Aspergillus vadensis CBS 113365
Lineage: Eukaryota; Fungi; Ascomycota; Eurotiomycetes; Eurotiales; Aspergillaceae
Exons: 2
Coding region: 78-404 (108 amino acids)
Source: RefSeq, a predicted model, not a curated record
CCGAAAUUUAAUAUAAUGCUCAUUUAUGCCAGACGACUCAUCGCUCGGAUCUCGAUUCUACACGCACGCCAAUCAGGAUGGUGCCAUCCGACCGGCUGGCCCGAGCGGAUCCUCCAGUCUCUGAUCUAUCGGUGCGGAUCCUGCCACUAGCGAUGAACCAAAGCUCAUCCCGACAGAACUUUCGCCUCCACUUGUUGACAAAAUCACCACGUAUCCUGUCCUUAUUUUCCGCGGGUCGCACAACUCGCCAUUUCUUCAGUUUCUUUGCUCCUUCCUCUCUUCUCUCCGGUGUGGUGGACAGCAGGUUGGCUACUAUUCUCCUGCUUCUCACUGCAUUCCCACUCCUACUCUGUCCUUCCCUGCAAUCAGCGUCUCUCCUGCACCACCGGUGGGUCUGGCCCUGAACAAUGGGCCCGGUACUUCUGCACCUCGUGCAGUCUGUGAAUCCACUAGAGCAGCUCGUGUGCAGUGGUCCCUGUGGCUGGCUGAUUACCCAUCCAGAAGCCUUGUAGUCGGAGAUCACCUUGGAGGUCUGUUCCCACUGAUAGCAUGAUGUCGGUGGCUCCAGUUUAUCGUGGAUCCCCCGGGAAAUAGGACGAUUAUUCACUCCUAAACCGGAAAUACAAUUACUCGUAG